AUGUUUAGCAUCAGCAGCAAACGCUUUGAAUACUCAAACAAGAGUUUCUCUAAAAGUCAUCAAGUAUCAAAGUCAAGCUCGUCGUUCAGCCGUGACAGUGGUGUCAGCAAAAAACGUCAUGAAUCUCGUCAUCGAAGGCCGGCGACGGCUUCCACAGCCACGACCAGUGAUGGCACGGUCAUGGGCGGGAAUGUAUCGUGUGCGAUCGUGACGCUGGUCGUUGGAUCCGACCAACGACUAUUCGCCGCCCAUGAGGAUGUUCUUGGUGCCAGUCUCUUCUUCAGUAAUGCUCUCCGAAAUACAUACAUGGAUCCUACUGCCAAAAAAAUUGCCCUUCCUGAUGAAGAGCCAGAUAUUUUCAGCUCCGUAUUAGAAUACCUGUACAAGGGAGACUACUUUCCCCGACUUAUGCAUAGCAAACGCCGCAACUCCUGGGAACUCGAGCCUUCUGAUGCAGAACGAGCAGUUGAAAGCACCUUGCAUCAUCGCGGCUUUGACGGUGACUUACUCAAAGACACCGUCAUUUAUUGUGCAGCUGAGAAAUACGGAUUAGAGGAGCUCAAGAAGCUCGCUCUCCGGAAGCAAGGCUUGCAAUACGGCAUCCAGUGCAGCACCAUCUUGGCAUCUGCGCGAUAUGCUUAUGCUAACACACCCGAUACCGAUUCCAAACUGCGAGCUCAUUAUCUGGCUCUCAUUAUUCGCUCUCGUAGCACUUUUAAGCGUAGCGGGACUAUGCAACUCGAAAUGUACAAUGGAGGCACCCAGCUCUUUUUUGACCUCUUUGUUGCCUUGUGCAAUCAUGUUGAUGAUAUCUCAUCUGCACAGUAA
Messenger RNA from Metarhizium album ARSEF 1941, 828 nucleotides. Its product is annotated as BTB/POZ fold protein. The record is from RefSeq and is a predicted model, not a curated record. Lineage: Eukaryota; Fungi; Ascomycota; Sordariomycetes; Hypocreales; Clavicipitaceae. Bases 1 to 828 code for a protein of 275 amino acids. Gene Ontology annotation, molecular function: protein binding. The transcript has 3 exons.